GGGGGUCCCGGCGGCCAGCCCGGGCCGCAUCGGUUGUCAUAGGGACGGCGGCGUAGGCAGGCGCUGACGUCAGCGGACGGCGCGCGGCCCGCACUGCGGCACCUGGCGGGUGCUCAGAGCCCGGGCAGCUGGCGGCUGGGGUGGCUGUGCGGCCGCCUCACUCCCGGCCCGCCCCGCGCGGUCCCGGCGUCGCCUCCCGCGGGACCCGCUGUCGGCAGCUCUGCGCCCUCUUCUCCGGUGUCAACCUGGUGCUGAAUCUUGAACCUGUGAAAUGCCUUCUUAAUUACAUCUGAGAAAAGGAUCCUGAUUUAAUCACUGCUUUACACCAUAACUCAAUGCUCUCCAUUAAGCUGAGAUAUGCCCACUGUUGAGAGUGAAGCUAAAGUCAAGACCAAAGUUCGCUUCGAGGAACUGCUUAAAGCCCACAAUGAUCUAAUAUGUGAAAGAAAAAAACUGAAGAAAAAAAUUGGCAAAUCUGGAGAAAAAAUCUCACUUGACGCUGUUAGAAGCAAUCUUCAUAAAAUCAGGGAAGCUAAAAGUGAUGAUAUAAGUGCUGCUAACACUAAGAACCCAGAGAAGAACAUGCGAGUCACUAAAAACAAACCAAGGGAUCUGCAGUCAGCAACUGAAGAUCCAGAUAAUGAUGUUAGUGUGGAGGACGACAAGCAAGAAAAGGCAAACAAGAAGGUUAUAAGAACAGUGCUCCAGGUGACUGCACAAGAAACGCCCAAGAAUGGGGAUGCAACACCUCAGAAAGCACGGACCAAGCCACAGCCAGGUGUCCCUUGUGAAAAAAGUGAAAAGGCCAAGGGAGGAGAAAAUAGUUUAGAUGAGGAGGAACUGUUGCAAGUAUACCAGCUGCAGGUAGCUGAAGAAAUGGCAAAGGAGAUUAAGAAGAAAAUCCGAAAGAAACUCAAGGAGCAGUUGACUUACUUUCCCUCAGAUACUUCAUUGCAUGCUGACAAAUUGAGCAGUGAAAAAAGAAGAAAGAAAAAAAAGAAAGCCCCAAUCCUGUCUAAGUCUGAAACAAGUACAUUGAUCAUCUCUGAUGACCCAGUUGAAGGAGAACAAAAGGAAUCUCCAGUUGCAGAAGUUACUUCAGAUUCUCAUCAAGAUGAUGAAAUAAGCUCGAAGGAACAAAAUGUAGAAGACAACGUGCAAGAUGACACAAAAUCCAAAUCGAAAAAAAAGAAAAAGAAGGCUAAAACAGCCCCGCGUGAACGCCAAAAUCUCUGCUGGUUUCUCUGUCCCCCAGUAGGGGCCUUCUGCCAGGGGCCACGCCUGGAUUCUCAACCUCUAGAUGCGCCCAGAAUUGUUUCAGAUGAUAAUGAAGACACUGAUGGUGAUGGUGUUCAUGAAAUAACAAGCCGAGAUAGUCCAGUUUAUCCCAAGUGUUUGCUUGAUGAUGACCUUGUCCUGGGAGUUUACAUUCACCGAACUGAUCGACUUAAGUCAGAUUUUAUGAUUUCUCACCCGAUGGUAAAAAUUCAUGUGGUUGACGAGAAUACUGGUCAAUAUGUCAAGAAAGGUGAUAGUGAACGGCCUGUUGCAUCUUACUAUGAAAAAGAGAAUGUGGAUUAUAUUCUUCCUAUUAUGACCCAACCAUAUGACUUUAAACAGUUAAAAUCAAGACUUCCAGAGUGGGAAGAACAAAUUAUAUUUAAUGAAAACUUUCCCUAUUUGCUUCGAGAUUUUGAUGAGAGCCCUAAAGUCAUCCUGUUCUUUGAGGUUCUUGAUUUCUUAAGCAUGGAAGAAAUUAGGAAUAACUCUGAAAUUCGAAACCAAGAAGGUGGCUUCCGGAAAAUUGCCUGGGCAUUUCUCAAGCUUCUAGGAGCCAAUGGAAAUGUAAACAUCAAUUCAAAACUUCGCUUGCAGCUGUAUUACCCACCUACUAAGCCUCGAUCCCAGUCAAAUGUUGUUGAGGUUUUUGAGUGGUGGUCAAAGUGUCCAAGAAGUCGUUAUCCUUCAACAUUGUAUGUAACUGUAAGAGGAUUGAAAGUUCCAGAAUGUAUAAAGCCAUCUUACCGUUCUAUGAUGGCUCUUCAGGAAGAAAAGGGUAAACUAGUGUAUUGUGAACGGCACCAUGAGCCAAAUUCAGUGGACACAGAACCUGGACUAGAAGAUUCAAAAGAAGUGGUGAAGUGGAAACGACUGCCUGGGCAGGCUUGCCGUAUCCCAAACAAGCACCUCUUCUCACUAAAUGCAGGAGAGCGAGGAUGUUUUUGUCUUGCGUUCUCCCACAAUGGAAGAAUAUUAGCAGCAGCCUGUGCCAGCCGGGAUGGAUAUCCAAUUAUUUUAUAUGAAAUACCUUCUGGACGUUUCAUGAGAGAAUUGUGUGGCCACCUCAAUAUCAUUUAUGAUCUUUGCUGGUCAAAAGAUGAUCACUAUAUCCUUACUGCAUCAUCUGAUGGCACUGCCAGGAUAUGGAAAAAUGAAAUAAACAAUACAAAUACUUUCAGAGUUUUACCUCAUCCUUCUUUUGUCUAUACGGCUAAAUUCCACCCAGCUGUAAAAGAGCUGGUGGUUACAGGAUGCUAUGAUUCUGUGAUACGUAUAUGGAAAGUUGAUAUGAGAGAGGACCCUGCCAUAUUGAUCCGACAGUUUGACACUCACAAGAGUUUCAUCAACUCUCUCUGUUUUGAUAUUGAAGGUCAUCACAUGUAUUCAGGAGACUGCACAGGAGUGAUCGUUGUUUGGAAUACGUAUGUCAAAGUUGAUGAUGUGCAACACUCAGUGCGCCACUGGAGUGUAAAUAAGGAAAUUAAAGAGAGUGAGUUUAAGGGGAUUCCAAUAAGUUACUUGGAGGUUCAUCCCAAUGGAAAACGUUUGUUAAUUCACACCAAAGAUAGCACUUUGAGGAUUAUGGAUCUCCGAAUAUUAGCAGCAAGGAAAUUUGUAGGCGCAGUGAAUUAUCGAGAGAAGAUUCAUAGUACUUUGACACCAUGUGGGACUUUUCUCUUUGCUGGAAGUGAGGAUGGUAUAGUAUAUGUUUGGAACCCAGAAACAGGAGAGCAAGUGGCGAUGUACUCCGACCUGCCGUUCAGAUCACCCAUCCGAGGUAUUGCUUAUCAUCCACUUGAAAAUAUGGCUGCAUUUGGUGCAUUUGGGCAGAAUGAGCCAAUUCUUCUAUAUGUCUAUGAUUUUCAUGUUGCCCAGCACGAGGCUGAAAUGUUCAAACGCUACAACGGAACAUUUCCAUUACCUGGAAUACACCAAAGUCAAGACGCUUUAUGCACCUGCCCUAAGCUGCCUCAUCAAGGCUCUUUUCAGAUUGAUGACUAUGUCCCCACUGAAAAUUCUUCAAUGAAGAUGCAGCAAGUGAAACAGAGAAUUGAUUCUGUCACCGAGGUGAUACGAGCCUGUGCUGCAAAGGUCAACAAAAAUCUUUCUUUUACUUCAACAUCAGCCUCCUCACAACAGUCUAAGUCAAAACAAUCAAACGUGCCGGACGCUCAUCAGAUUCUGCGUCAGUUUGGUUUCACUCAAACCGGGAUUAUCAGCAUAGAAAGAAAGCCUUGUAACCACCAUGUAGAUACAGCACCAACGGCAGUGGCUCUUUAUGACUACACAGCGAAUCGAUCAGAUGAACUAACCAUCCAUCGCGGAGACAUUAUCCGAGUGUUUUUCAAAGAUAAUGAAGACUGGUGGUACGGCAGCAUAGGAAAGGGACAGGAAGGUUAUUUUCCAGCUAAUCAUGUGGCUAGUGAAACACUCUAUCGAGAACUGCCUCCAGAGGUAAAGGAGCGAUCCCCUCCUUUAACCCCUAAGGAAAAAGCCAACAUGGAAAAGGCUUUUUCAGCUCCGCAAAGGCAAUCAUUCAAGUCCCAGGAUUUCAGACUGGGCUCAGAGUCUAUGACACACUCUGAGGUGAGCAGAGAACAGAGCCAUGAGGACCAAGGACACAUCAUGGAUACGCAGGGGGAGAAGAAUGAGCAAACUGACCGAAAAGUCACCCUCAUAGAGUAAAGAGCUGAAGAAGAACAAAGAGGCAAAGAACCAAAUAUACAGAAAUGAAGUGACAAAUUAAACCAAAUGGAAUUUCUCUUCAGAAUUCAGAAAUUUCAGAUGGCCAGGAAGAAAGGAAGGAUCCACUACUUCUUACCCUUAUGAAAGAAUCUAAAAAAAUCAGAAUUGAGGUAUGGGUGGAAAAAUAAAUGUGACCUUUUGAGCCUAAUUAUUAUAAGCCAUUGUGUUUGUUGUUGAUCAAAGUAUUGGUACUUAUAUUUAUUAGUAAUUGCAUCAAAAUUACAUUACCAUUGGUAGAAAAAAUCAAUAGAGAAAAAUCAUAAUUGCUACUCAGCAAAUAUGAAGAAAAAGUGUUUGCAUUGUUAGGAUGUUUGUUAAGUAAUCAUUUAAUAUUAUUGUGUCUGUAGUGUGGUUAUAUGUGUGAUGUUAUGCUCAGAACAUGAAAUUUCUGCUAUCGAAAUUUAACUUCAUUUGAAAUAAAGAUAAGCAGCAUCAGGAUUUUGUGUACUCAAAAUAGUCCAAGUAAGAAAGGCAUUAAAAGGUAACAAAUGUGUUUGUUUUGAAUGAAUCAUAUGUGUAACUUGGUACACAUAAACUAAAAGUGGCUUUUGGCUAGAUUGCAAGUGUUCCAAUUUUUUUUUUUUACUUCUAAAAAAAAGCAUUUCAUAUUGAAGCAUGGAAGUGAUUUGUAGACUUACUUGUUUGAUAUUUAUUUUAGUCUUAAUACUUGUUUUUAAAUUUUUACAUUACAUCAUUUCUUUAGUUUCAGAGUAAUGGUGUCAUUACUAUGUGACUAUAUAAUCUGAAGGGAGAUGUUAUAAAAUGGGAAAGUUCGUCUCUUUUUUACUUGACUCUUCUUUGUUCAACUGUGUGAUUAUGUCUGUCAGUAAAGUAUUUUAACCUCAAGAAGGUCAAAACUAAUAUAAAAUUAGAAAACUUAUUUACCAGAUUAGACAAUUGAUUCCAUUAAAAUAAGAAGUGAGAAAAACAGUGCUGGGCAUCGAGGUGUAAAUUUUGUGCAGAUGUAUACCCAGUGUGAAAAAUCUUCUAGUAGAAAUGUAUCUGACUCUCAUCCCUGCACAUGUUGUAGAGGCAUGAAAACUGGUAAACACGCCCCUGCUGUGGAGGACCUGGGGGGAGGGGGGCAGUUUUGAACGUGCUGAGUGGCACUGAUGACUGCUGAGGCCCUCAGCCAUCAGCACAGAAGUGCACUCUGUUAGCACCAAGCGCCCCUGCUCUGGAUGCACACGUCUGUGCUGCAGGUACAGCUGGACCCAGCCAGCUUGAGUCACCCUCGUACAAGCUUGUUUUUUCUGUCUUGUGAAUGCACUUGAUAAUUAAAAAAUAAAAAUAUGUGGCUCUCUGCAGUUUCACCUCAUAGUUUUGAGAUGUGUGUUGAUUCUCAGAUUUUGGUUUAAUUACAAAGAAUUUGAACAAGUUGCAAAAAGAUUUUAAGUCAAGAUGAUAAAAUAGUGUCAGAGGAGCUAAACAUUUGCUGAAAUCCCAAUGUUCAUAUGAAAAAUAAAGGCUUAUUUUUAUAUUGCAGCUACUGAAGACAAAAGAAAC
Messenger RNA from Hippopotamus amphibius kiboko, 5532 nucleotides. It is a transcript of the gene AHI1, whose product is annotated as Abelson helper integration site 1. The coding region runs from base 358 to 3966 and encodes 1202 amino acids. The transcript has 28 exons. Gene Ontology annotation, molecular function: protein binding. NCBI's taxonomy places the organism in Eukaryota, Metazoa, Chordata, Mammalia, Artiodactyla, Hippopotamidae. Gene Ontology annotation, biological process: motile cilium assembly. The record is from RefSeq and is a predicted model, not a curated record. Gene Ontology annotation, cellular component: ciliary basal body.